Molecule: messenger RNA, 667 nt
Organism: Gamsiella multidivaricata
Lineage: Eukaryota; Fungi; Mortierellomycota; Mortierellomycetes; Mortierellales; Mortierellaceae
Exons: 2
Coding region: 27-536 (169 amino acids)
Source: RefSeq, a predicted model, not a curated record
UGUGGAUUUAUUUUAAUAAAAAGAAAAUGGGACCUGUGCGACUAUCGAAACAAAUCUGUCCCUCCACCUUCACCUGGCAAGGGACUUUGGAUGCGAACGGGGUGCUCAGAGUAUCAAAGAGGUCUUUGGGGAUGGGAUCGACAGGAGACAUGCGUCGAGUUGGUGAUGCACAUGAUCUACUACGCAGAGCAGCUAUUGACGCCGGAUGGGUCACUCAAAUCGUGGAAAGACGUAAGAAACGGCAGGAAAGGUCCAAAGCACUCUCCAGCAUAGUCCAACAACCUCCAGGAUCUCAUGAACCAAACGAACUACACUGUAGACUUCCAGGAAGAGUUGUACAGACAGAGCAAGGAAGAGUUGCAGCAGCACGGCCGCGACCAGCAGAAUCGGAAGCAGCAAGGCAGAAAAGGAAAGCGACGUUUGUAGAGGAGGAAAUGAGGCAGUAUCUACACUUGGACGCAGAUCAACGGCGGAUAAAGGAGGAAGACAUCAACGCGGCAUUACAACUCAAGGAGAAGACGAAGGAAGCAGAAUAGUACGCAAACGAACGCUGCAAGAAAUCCAAAAUGCAGAAAGAAUUGAAAGAUCGCGAACGUAAGGAGUGGAACAAGCUGACAAAGGAGCAGAAGGACCAAAGAAAAAGAAAAAGAAAAAGAAAAAGAAAAAG